GUUAUCAUUGAAGAAAAGUGUGUUUUCGUGAAAAACAGUGAAAAGAACUGAAAAUAAGUUUAUUUCGAAAGCGUUUCUCUCUUUCUCACGAUUCGAUGCAAUCGCAUGUUUUGCGCCAAAACUCUGUUCCAAACUUUGCCUCCAAUUAGGCGUCGAAUGUCUACACGUUUUGCUCGUCGUCUGUACUGAAGGCCAGAGACGCGCCAAACGGCCGCUGAAUGAACGCAAACGUCGUCGAUAUCGGCGCCAAAGCGUCCGGCGGUUGGACUCAAAGCAAUGGCGCAAGACUGGAGUUCCGCCCGAAAUACGCGGUCACGAGA
Oppiella nova is the source of this 320-nucleotide messenger RNA. NCBI's taxonomy places the organism in Eukaryota, Metazoa, Arthropoda, Arachnida, Sarcoptiformes, Oppiidae. The record is from the annotation of a GenBank genome assembly.